AUGGCACCUCCCACUGUUCCAGCUCCCAAGAGUCUGCUUGGCCGCCACCGGCUGCUCGCCCCGACUGCAGGGGUGUUUGUAAGUCCAAUAUGUCUGGGGACCAUGAAUUUCGGGAGUGUCAUGAACGACUCCCUGGGCGAGUGUACCAAAGAGACGGCGUUUGAGAUUCUCGACUACUUUUACGAGCAGGGAGGCAACUUCCUUGACACAGCCUCGAGCUACCAGGGAGAAGAGUCGGAGAAAUGGUUGGGCGAAUGGCUGUCCAAGACCGGGCGGCGCGACGAGUUCGUCCUGGCAACAAAGUACACGGGCAACUUCAAGUCUAGAUCCGAAUCAUACCGACAACAAUCCAACUUUGGCGGAAAUGGCACGAAAAGUUUGCACUUAUCCGUGGAAGCGAGUCUCAAGAAACUCCAGACCACGUAUAUCGACCUCCUGUACCUUCACUUCUGGGACAUGACGGCAGACAUACCCGAGAUCAUGCAGUCUCUCAAUCACCUGGUUUCUUCCGGCAAGGUCCUGUACCUAGGCAUUUCGGAUACGCCAGCUUGGAUUGUGGUUAAGUGCAACGAAUACGCGAGACAACAUGGACUUAGACAGUUCUCAGUAUACCAGGGCCGGUGGUCCGCGGCUGAUCGGGAUUUUGAGCGAGACAUAAUCCCCAUGUGUCGAGCUGAAGGGAUGGGCUUGGCGCCAUGGGGCACGCUUGGCCGUGGCCUGUUCAAGCCCAAGGACCAGAUCAAAGUUGGUGGUCGGAACAUGCCCUCGAUGAACAACGGCCGCGAAAGUCUUGUCUCGGAGAAGCUGGAGCAGAUUGCCAAUGCCAAGGGGGUCCCGAUCACCUCGGUUGCUCUAGCAUACGUGUUACACAAAUCGCCAUAUGUCUUUCCCAUAUUGGGUGGCCGGAAGCUUGACCACAUCCGGGGCAACAUCGAAGCUCUAGGUCUGCGUUUGACGAGCCAGGAGAUGGAGGAUAUUGAAACCGCUUACCCAUUUGAUGUUGGCUUUCCGCACAACUUUCUGAGCGGAAACACAAAUCGUGGAUCGAGAGGGCCUGGAGAUAUUCGCACUGCCAAUGUGCGAGGACUGUUUGACUAUGUCGAAGACAUCCAUCCUAUUUUGCCUCCACUUGAAGACUGA
Molecule: messenger RNA, 1140 nt
Organism: Fusarium falciforme
Lineage: Eukaryota; Fungi; Ascomycota; Sordariomycetes; Hypocreales; Nectriaceae
Product: Aldo-ket-red domain-containing protein
Exons: 2
Coding region: 1-1140 (379 amino acids)
Source: RefSeq, a predicted model, not a curated record